This is a messenger RNA of Mobula hypostoma (lesser devil ray), 1766 nucleotides long. RefSeq names its product ADP-ribose glycohydrolase OARD1-like. The transcript has 6 exons. Lineage: Eukaryota; Metazoa; Chordata; Chondrichthyes; Myliobatiformes; Myliobatidae. The record is from RefSeq and is a predicted model, not a curated record. Bases 310 to 870 code for a protein of 186 amino acids. Gene Ontology annotation, biological process: peptidyl-glutamate ADP-deribosylation.
GAAUGAUUGUAAUACUGCCUCGAAAGUGACGCAGCCCGACUCUAGAGGAACAACACAAUUCAGCGGCUCGAACGUCAUCUCAGGCACAGGAAAUUCCGCAUUGCUGCCACACUUUCUGUUGCUGAGAAAUCUCGGUACAGCUUCCACCUGGUGCAUUUUGAACGAAAACAGAAAACGCCGCGGUAGGAAGGACAAGCGGGUCAGGACGCAGACACACAACACCGACUCCUUCCCAGGGUCCUUCCAGUCCUUCAAUUUUCAUUCGGUUUGCAGUCUGACUGCGCCAUCUCUGGUAGGAUAACCAAAAGGAUGGAUUAUACUGAGAAAGCACCAAAGCGCAAUGGCUUUGCUGUCUCGUACGUGACUGGUGAUCUGUUCCGGUGUCCAGCAGAAGAAUCACUGGCACACUGCAUCAGUGAGGACUGCCGUAUGGGAGCAGGGAUAGCAGUUGCAUUCAGAAAUAAGUUCCAAUCCAUCGCAGAGCUACGGAGCCAGAAGAAGAAAACUGGAGAAGUGGCAGUGCUGAAGAGAAACCAAAGAUACAUUUACUAUCUGAUUACUAAAAAGAAAGCCUUUCAAAAGCCAACUUAUGAAAGUCUACAGAGCAGCCUGGAGGCCAUGAAGAGACACUGUAUCAAAAGUCAAGUCACACGCAUCUCAAUGCCCAGGAUUGGAUGUGGAUUGGACAAACUCAGCUGGAAUAAAGUUGCUCAGAUAAUUCAUGAUGUUUUUAAGAGCACUGACAUUGUUAUCACUGUGUACUCGCUGAGCAGCUCUGUGGCUUGCUGCUUUGAGUGGAAACGUGAUCAGAUGAGUAACUCUUCGGAUUGCCAUCAAAAACCAAGUAGUUGCCAAGUAGUUUGUGUUUAAAGAUGUGGUCCAAAGGAACAGGAAGCAGCAAGAACUGAAAACUAGGACUUGUAAUUGAUUGAACCUGGUUGGUAUACUCAUCUAAAAGUGGGAAUAGUUUCUGGGAGUUUUCGAUUAAAUGAAACAUCUUCAUCCUGUGGGAAUUUCAGAAUGCUGGUAUUGAGAUGAAAUCACUUCGGCUUGGAUUCUGUGCUUAAGUGUUACUGAUGCUGUUAGGGAAUGGAUGUUGAGUGUUUCCUAGAUUUCAUAUUAUAGAAAGUGAACAUGGACUUUUAACAAAGGAGAAAAUGUGAAGUUUGGCCUUUUGCUCCAGUAGAUGGGGAGAAGCAACAUAGACUUGAAGGCACAACCUGAAAGUGGACUGGAACCAAGAAACCUGGAGGUUCAUUUGUGUAGAUCUUUGAUUAUAUUAAGAAUAGAUGGUAAAGUGUAAUGAUCUUAGGUACCAUGUAAAAAGUACAAAACUAUGAAAGUUGUGUUGAAUGUUUUAUAAAGUAUGCAUACUGUUCUGGUCAUCAUAAACUUAAGAAACUGAAGCCUUUGCACACUGAUCAGAUUUGUGAAGAUGCUUCCAGGAAGAGAGCUACAAAUUUUGUUGGAGAAUCUGGGGUUGUUUCAGUAAAAAGAUUAGUUUGGAAUGUGAGGUAGAACUUUGUUUAGCAAGAGCUGAUAGCUUGCCACCUAUAACUAUGGGCAAUCAAUGAUUUCAAAAGGAAAUUGGAAUAGCACCUGAAUGAAAUCAGCUUAUAAACAGAUGUGGGAAAGCAGGGAAUGUGAUUGGCUGAAUGGGUCAGCAGAGACCUGAUGUCGACUGAAUGCGCUGAAGUAAUAAUUCUAAGACCCAGUGGCUAUUUUACAUCCUGCUAGUGAGGUGGGAAACAUUUGAUCAUAAACUA